Messenger RNA from Salvia hispanica, 1129 nucleotides. Its product is annotated as cytosolic sulfotransferase 12-like. The record is from RefSeq and is a predicted model, not a curated record. NCBI's taxonomy places the organism in Eukaryota, Viridiplantae, Streptophyta, Magnoliopsida, Lamiales, Lamiaceae. Gene Ontology annotation, molecular function: sulfotransferase activity.
UAUGAGUGAAAAUACGAAGCAAAUAGUAAAACAAUGUCCCCAGAAAAAACUCCAAAAUAUUUAGAGGAAUCAUUAGGGUCAGAAGUGAAGGAGUUGAUCUCCACCCUACCCAAGCAAAAUGGCUGGCUUGCCUCCCAUAUCUACCAGUAUCAAGGUUUCUGGCAUGCUGCUUCACACCUCCAAGCCCUCAUCUCAUGCCAGAACCAUUUCCAGGCUCGAGACUCCGACGUUUUCCUCAUCACCACUCCCAAAUCCGGCACCACCUGGCUCAAAGCCCUCAUCUUCGCCUUGAUGAAUCGGAAACAGAACCCUAUCUCCUCCCCCACACACCCUCUCCUCACCAACAACCCCCACGACCUCGUCCCUUUCCUCGAGAUCCAUCUCUACGCCGACAACCAGAAACCCGACAUCGCUUCCCUCCCUUCUCCGCGCCUCUUCGCCACCCACAUGCCUUAUGUCUCCUUACCGGAAUCCGUGAAAAACGGCUCUCGGUGCAAGCUCGUGUACCUCUGCAGGAACCCUAAGGACACCUUCGUCUCCCUCUGGCACUUCACCAACAAGCUCAGGACUCCCGAGAUGGGAGCCAACGACAUCAGGGAGGUUUUCAACAGAUUCUGCGAUGGAGUCAGCCUGUUCGGGCCGUUCUGGGACCACGUGCUGGCGUACUGGGAGGUGAGCAGGGAGAGGCCGGGCUGCGCCUUGUUCCUCAAAUACGAGGAGAUUAAGGCGCGGCCAGGGGUUCAUCUGCGCCAGCUGGCGGAGUUCCUCGACUGCCCUUUCUCCGCGGAGGAAGAGGAGUCGGGGAUGGUUGAGCGGAUUUUGAAGCUGUGUAGCUUUGAUCAUCUAAGGGGACUUGGAGUGAACAAGAAUGGGAAGUUGUCGUCUGGGGAGGAGAAUAAUGCUUUCUUCCGGCGCGGGGAGGUUGGAGAUUGGAACAAUUAUUUGACUGCGGAGAUGGCGGAGAGGAUUGAUCGGAUUGGUCGGGAAAAGUUCCAUGGAUCGGGAUUGGAGCUGCUCUGACUUCUCGUCCCUUCGUCUCAAUUUCUUUCUGCAGAUUAUUCAAGCAUGAAAUUAUGUAUUUCAACUAUCGUUGGAGUUUGCAUUUGUUAUUUGAAUAUUACUAUUGAAC